AUGGGUCCAACUGGAAAGGGAGGAUUUCAUGCUUCCUCAAAUUUUCCCUUCAUCAAAUCACAAUAUUAUCUAAUCAUUGUUGUAUAUAUUAUCAUCAUAUGCACUUGCUUUUAUUACAUUCAAUUGGAUGAUUUCCAAAUAUCAAGUUUGAUUUCAGUUAAUCAAUUGGAAAGUAAUGUUUUUAAAAACUCGAGUCGACACAUUGAAACAGCCUUCAAACCAGCUUUAGGAAAGUUAGCAGAAAAGACCAAGACUGUACGAGGUCCUGUUGUCUUUGCUUCUUUAAUUAUUGCAAUUUUGACUUAUAUUGUGAUGAAUCACUUAAUUCCGAUCCUAUUGAAUUAUUGGGUCAUUUUGGAUUGGAGAAAGAAUCACACAGAGAAGGAUGAAUUACAAAACAAAAGUAGAGAAAUUGAAAUAUUGGAUUCUCCUACAAGUAGUGGAAGAAGAUAUAGUUGUAAAACUCAUUCUAAAUCUUCAUCUCAAGUUUCGGAAGAUUCCAAUUACAUUUCAACAACAACCUUUGAUAUUCAAAAUUCACAAACUAUUACCAUUGUCAGCUUUAUUUAUGCAACCUUUGUUUACCUUUCUCAGCCAAUUCAAAUUUGGUGCUUGAUUAUUAGUUUUGUUCAAUUAUUUGUCUUUCACACUGGUAAAUCAUUUUAUCCACUUGCAGUUUUUACAUUGUUCAUUGCAAUUGUUGAAACUAAGAGUCAAUUGACAAAGUGGAAGACUGAUAAGGAAAAGAAUGAGAGAAGAGUAAGAAUGGCAACAGGUGGAGAGAAACAAAGAGGUCAAUUAAAAUGUGGUGAUGAAGUUUUAAUUGGAAUUGGUGAAGAGUUACCUGCCGACCUUAUUUUGACUGAUAUUAUUGUAGAAGACACUGAUGUUCAAUUCAAAACUUCAAGAAAGCCUAUUCUCUACAUGAAUGAAGUUACAGUCACUGGUGAAAAUGAUCCAGUUAAGAAAUGCUUACUUCCAGAAUCUGUACACACAAUCAAAAUUGAUAACUUGCUUAUAAGAAGUGCUACAGUCAACUCUAAAUAUAUUCUGGAUGAGUCUUAUAUUGUAUUUGCCAACUCCAUGAUUGCCUCUGUAGAUCAAAAGAUUACCAUUAGAGGCAUUGUUGCUUGGUCUGGUACUGAAACAAAAGCUUUGCACUCUAGUGGAGCUACCACAUCAAAACAAGCAACUCCUUUCCAAGAGUAUACUCAAAAGGGAUUCUUUAUCAGUUUAGCCCUCAUGCUCUUCUUAUCAAUUGUUAACACAAUUGCCAGUUCAUUCUUUGGUGUUGAAGGUAAUGAGGAACAUUCAUUUGGAAAAGUCUUGAUUACUCAAAUUAUGUACAUUAACAUGAUGGUCCCUCAAGGUUUGGAACAAUUAAGAACCACCGUAUGUCACUUAUUAUCUUUCAACUUUAGAAGUGGAGUCAAGUGUAACAAUUCAUUGGCAUCUGAUGUAAUUGCCUAUGUGAAUCGUAUCAUUUCAGACAAGACAGGAACUCUUACAGUCAACUUGAUGCAACCAAAAUAUGCCAUGUUAUUCCUUGAUGAAGAAGAUAAUAUAAUCAACUUUGAUGAACAUCACAUUAUUUAUGAACAUGAUGUAAAAUGUGAAAUGGAGGUUACCAAAUGUCAUAAGGACAAUUGCUUUGCUAUUUUCAGUACUACAGGUGUAGAACCAGAAGAAAGAGCUAUCAGAAAAAUGGUCUCUCCAUACUCUAAUCUUGUUUCCCAUUGGCCUAUUGAUUCUCAAGAUAUUGAACCAGGUUUUGUGGAAUUUGAAACUUUAUGCUCAGAAAAGAGAGAAAAACAUCACUUAAAGAUUAUUUCAUUCUUUGGAUUCACUCGUGAAUAUUUGUGCAAGUCAUGUCUUGUUCAAGAUGCUAACACUGGAGAAUAUUAUGUCAGUGUUCAAGCUGGUGAUGAAUUGUUUUGGAGAGGAGAAACUGGUAUUACAACUCAUCCAUCUUCCAUUCACAAAAUUGAAAAGUGGACUAGUAUGCAUCAAUCUCAAGAUAAUGAUGACCAAUUAGGAUUGGGAGCUCCAAGAACAUGGAGUCAUGGUAUCAAGAAAAUUACAGAGUCAGAAGCUAAAACAAUCAUGACAUCUUGGAGAGACAGUUUCAUGAUUAAGGAUAAUGAAAAGAAAACUGAAACACAAUUAGAAAUUGUUAAGGAUGCUCUUAAGAACAUUAAAAUGACUUCCAUUACUUACAUGGUCGAUCGUUAUAGAGAUGGUGUCAAAGAAGGCAUCAAACAAUUGACCCAUGCCGGUAAACAAUUCUGCAUCUGUACAGGAGACUCUUAUAAGAAUGCUAAACUAAUUGCAACCCAUCUAUCACUGCCAAACCAUAUUAAUAUUUGCGGAUCUAAUGAAAGGGAAUUAUUGGAAUCUCUUGAAAAUGCUGAUGAAGAAACCAUGAAUGGUCCAUCUACAUUCUUUUUUGAUAGAUCUUGCAUGGAAUAUAUGAGAACACUCUAUGCCUCUCAAGGAUCCAAUUUCAAGGGACCUGUAUUUGAAAAGUUGCUUGACCUCAUCAAUAUGAAGAACAAGAAGAACAAGUUUGUCAACUCGAUUGUAUUUUGUAGAUCUACACCAGGUCUCAAAUUGUGGUGUGUCAAACUACUUCAGCAUUAUCACUCAAGAACAUUAUAUGAAAAGUUCUUCCACAGAAGAAAUUAUGUUCUUGCCAUGGGUGAUGGUACCAAUGAUCUUCAAAUGUUAAGAGCUUGUGAUAUCAGUUAUGGUGUCAAGUCUGGAGAAACUGAAGACGUUUGUAAACAAGCUGAUAUUUGGAGUACAGAAUGGGAGCCAGUUUUGGAUUUAUUAGCAAAGGACGGUUUAGAAAAAGCAAUUAUGCUUAGCACCAUGGUUAAGGCCACUUUCUGGAAACAUUGGUGCUUUGCCCUAGCAUUGUGGAGUGAUUUGAUUUUCCAAGGAUUCCCUCUCUAUCCAAAGGAUCCAACAGAUCCAAUGCUUAUGUUAGUGUUCAAUGGUGUAGUAUUUGGACAAAUUGCUAGUCACGUAUCAAGUGAUCUCGUUUCUGAUUUUUCUCAAUUCAAAAAGACAAAUAUGAUGAGUAUGAGAGCAUUCUUACGUUGGGUAUUUGGUGCAUCCAUGACAGCCAUGUUUACUGAUUGGAUUAUUAGAUGGUUCUUCCCUAGUGCCACAUCAGGUCAUUUUGGUGCUUAUGUUCAAGUUUCUCAAGCUGUUGGUAUUACUAUUUAUUUAUAUUUGACUACCAAUACUUGGAGUGAUGAUGAGGAGGUUAUAACUUUCCAAAAUCAGCUUGACAAGUUCAAGAAUUCAUCAGAUAUUGCAGCAUCUCCAAAAAGAACAACUAAGAUCAGUUAUUCUCGUCUCUACCUUUCUAUUUUCUGUGCUGUUGCAACCUUUGCUAUUUCAUUAUUCAUUAACAAACGAGUUGAAGACCAAAUUACCAAAUUUACAGCACUCUCCGUUAUAAUUCCAACUCUUGGAUACCCAGCCAUAUACUUGUUCAAGUGUUUUGUUCAUGACUUGCCUCACAUUGAAAAUUCAAUUUCAAAGCUUAAGGAAUUGGAAUUUAGCAAGCUCGUUGUUGAAUUUGUCAAGUUUUCUCACACUCCCCAUAUGAGAGUAUUGCCAGUAAUUGCCUUUUCUUUAUUGAUCAAAAUAUUAAGUGGUAUUCCAGUUAUUGGAGCAGUCACCAUUAUGACUCUUAGCGGUAUUGCCACUGUAUUCACAUUCUUGGUAUUUGUCAGUAGAAUGGGCUUUAUGAGGGCUCUUCUUGAUGGUAGAAGUGUUGCUGUGGGUUUGAUUUGUUUCUUGAUUGGUAUUUGGGUUGGUAGAAGCUCAAAGUUUUAAAUUGACUUAUUAAAAUAAAUUAAUUUAUU
This is a messenger RNA of Naegleria gruberi, 3878 nucleotides long. RefSeq lists its product as uncharacterized. NCBI's taxonomy places the organism in Eukaryota, Heterolobosea, Eutetramitea, Acrasida, Naegleriidae. The transcript has a single exon. The coding region runs from base 1 to 3849 and encodes 1282 amino acids. Gene Ontology annotation, cellular component: plasma membrane. Gene Ontology annotation, molecular function: ATPase-coupled intramembrane lipid carrier activity; nucleotide binding. The record is from RefSeq and is a predicted model, not a curated record. Gene Ontology annotation, biological process: phospholipid translocation.